AUGAUCUCGAUAUUCCAGCAGCUACUCAAUCUAACUGCACGGUUGAUGUCCUAUUAUGUCGACCUCAUCAACUAUCUAUACCAUGACCUCAAGAAUAUCUUGAAAUACUCCAUCCAUCCCGAUACUCCUCCACCACUUGAAACCAUCAACAAUUAUAUUGGUUUAAUCAACAAAUAUAAAUUACAAAUUAACCUGUUGACGAAUUGCAAUCAUGUCCAGCAAAUAUACGCAAAAUUGUUGGACAUCAUCACCCCUGGCCUCACCCAAAUCCAUAAUCAUAUAAACAAUUUGUUUGCUUUGCCUCAACCGUUGUUGAAAUCUUCUAUUCUUGGUAUUUUCAUCAGAACUGGGGUGAAAGAAAAGGUGAAAUUCUUAAUUGAUGAAAAUAAGAAACCUUUGGACAGGUUUGAUAAUGACUCCAAUCAAGCUCUGGAGUAUCUUGAAAGGCUAAACAAUGAUAUUAACAACAUUCCUCCUUCAUCGUAUAUUAUUCAGUCGGUAACUAGAUUUGUUGAGGAAUUGAUUCAAGAAUAUACCCUCGACAUUCCUUUAAUUGAAAUUGCAAUGGAUAAAUUACAUAUAAAUUACAAAGAAGAGAAAAAAUUCGACAAGUUGAAGAAUUCAAUCUUGCAACGAAUAAUUGAACAAGAAGUUGAUACGUCAAGUUUAUCAUUUACUGAGGCUGAAGUUAAGGCCAUUGAUUUGAUGGAAUUUUUGACAGCUCAUAUCGAUUUCAUCAAACGUUUAUUACCAAUUUACAUCCGCUUUGAUCGAUUAUUCCGUCAAAAAUUAAGAAUUGACAAACUACCGUUGCCUCGAACCGUGGAAAUGGAACCAUUAAUAGUGCAACUUGUCGAUCCAUUCAUUGAAAAAUUGGUUGCUGGUGGAACUGUUGGUUUGAGUACUGAAAUCACAUAUACUGCUGUUUUCAGCUUCCUUCAAGACCUUGCUAUUGAAUUAAUAACUAUUAAAAGAACCUACGAUGGAUUCAUACCUAGGAAUAGACAAGGUAGAUACAGUGAUGAUGAAGCGUUCUGGACAACAACACAAUCUUAUGUUGAGAAUUUGCUUCGAUUGACUUAUUUUAUACAAAACAAAUCAAAUGGCAAUCAUAACAUUAGUCUAAUCAUGGGUGAUCUAAAAGAGGAGUUUGAACGAUUAGAGAAUGAAGCUAGAGAGGAUUUUUUCAAUUUGUUGUCAUUCCAAGAUAUAUUUGCAUGCGAUGAAAGAAUCGUUAAAUACCAAUUAAGAAAGAAAAUAGAUUUCUUGAAGUCAAAAUAA
This is a messenger RNA of Candida tropicalis MYA-3404, 1281 nucleotides long. RefSeq lists its product as uncharacterized. Bases 1 to 1281 code for a protein of 426 amino acids. Lineage: Eukaryota; Fungi; Ascomycota; Pichiomycetes; Serinales; Debaryomycetaceae. The record is from RefSeq and is a predicted model, not a curated record. The transcript has a single exon.